CAGUUCCAAUUCCUUCUGAAACGAACCAAAGAAGAAAAAAGUAAAGAGAUUGAAAACAGAGCAGAAAAGGCAGAGAUGGGAGGGGUAACGUCCUCAAUGGCAGCAAAGUUUGCAUUUUUCCCACCGAACCCACCUUCGUACAAGCUUGUAACUGAUGAAAUGACUGGUCUUUUGCUUCUUAGCCCUUUCCCUCAUAGAGAAAACGUUGAGGUUCUUAAGCUUCCAACUCGGCGUGGCAUGGAGAUUGCAGCUAUUUACAUCAGGCAUCCCAUGGCAACUUCCACUUUGCUUUACUCUCAUGGAAACGCUGCCGAUCUGGGUCAGAUGUACGAGCUUUUCAUCGAACUGAGCAUCCACUUGAGGCUCAAUCUUAUGUGCUACGAUUAUUCGGGGUAUGGUCAAUCUUCCGGAAAGCCAAGUGAGCAGAAUUCGUAUGCUGAUAUUGAAGCAGCAUAUAAAUGUCUUGAAGAAAGCUACGGUGCAAAACAAGAAGAUAUCAUCCUCUAUGGCCAAUCUGUUGGUAGUGGUCCUACUCUAGAACUAGCAGCCCGACUGCCUCGGUUAAGAGCUGUCGUUCUUCAUAGUCCCAUUCUUUCCGGCUUGAGAGUCAUGUAUCCCGUAAAGCGUACGUAUUGGUUCGACAUUUAUAAGAAUAUCGAUAAAAUACCGCUAGUCAAUUGUCCCGUUCUUAUCAUUCAUGGAACUUUGGAUGAAGUUGUCGAUUGCUCGCAUGGCAAACAGCUCUGGGAACUAUGCAAAGAGAAGUACGAACCAUUGUGGCUCAAAGGAGGGAACCACUGUGAUCUAGAGCAUUACCCUGAGUAUAUUAGGCAUCUCAAGAAAUUCAUAUCAACCGUUCAGAAAUCUCCUUCACAAAGGUACAGUUCAAGGAGAAGCAUGGAUCAAGUCGAACAGCCCCGGAAAAGCGCAGACCUGUUUGAGGUUGGGAGGAAGAGUACUGAUCGAAGAGAGAAACCGAGGAAGAGUACAGACAGACCUGAGAGGUUGAAGAAUCAGACUAAUAGCAUGGAUAAGCUAGAAAAACUAAGAAUCUCUUUUGACCAAAUGGAAAGGUCUCGGAGGAGUGUGGAUUGCUACGAGAAGUCCCGGAAAAGCAUCGAUCACCAGUUCGAAAAAGCUCGCAAAAGUGUUGAUCGGUUGGAUAGAAUAAGAACCGGAUGAUACUUUGGUGUAAAAACAAGUAAAGAUUGCAUACAAAAGCGUUUGGUAUCGUGAGGAAUCAAUCUUGGUUUUCUUAUUCUUCAUCUU
Hibiscus syriacus is the source of this 1269-nucleotide messenger RNA. Its product is annotated as alpha/beta hydrolase domain-containing protein 17B-like. The transcript is spliced from 5 exons. The record is from RefSeq and is a predicted model, not a curated record. The coding region runs from base 76 to 1182 and encodes 368 amino acids. NCBI's taxonomy places the organism in Eukaryota, Viridiplantae, Streptophyta, Magnoliopsida, Malvales, Malvaceae.